Penaeus indicus is the source of this 1061-nucleotide messenger RNA. RefSeq lists its product as uncharacterized. The transcript is spliced from 3 exons. Bases 57 to 374 code for a protein of 105 amino acids. NCBI's taxonomy places the organism in Eukaryota, Metazoa, Arthropoda, Malacostraca, Decapoda, Penaeidae. The record is from RefSeq and is a predicted model, not a curated record.
GGAGCGCAGGAUCUUGCGAGGCGUCGGGCGGUCGGGCUGCGGGCGCACGGGCGGCGAUGAGGACUUACACGCUGUCGCUGCGCGGCGGAUGGGCGCCCACCGUGGGCUGCGGCGGGGAGGUGGUGCGGCUCGGAGCUGGGUCCUCCAUCACGCGCAUCAAUGGCCACACCAUGGCCCUUCCCACGCCCAUCCCGCACGCCUGGGGGCACGCCGAAGUGUACCAGGAGGGCGAACUAGCAGUGCCCGGAGGCGGCGGCAAGUCCCGGCGCCGAUACAGGAGCAGGUCGCUGUCCCAGUCUUCCACGGACUCUUACUCCACCUGUAAGUGUACUUUCUGUUUUGCUUUUGUUUUGUUUAUGGAUUGGCCCGUGUGAGUGCUUGGGGUCACUACUCUUCUCGUGCGCUCUCUUGUGUUUGAGUCUGGUAUUGGUGUUUCGGUUUAUCGGUCCACAGUAGUUUAUCGCGUUUUCCUUCAUCGUGGUAUUUUUUUUAACGUGGAGGCUGAUGUACAACCAGCCCCUUGUAUUCACGUGGUAAAUAAUAAUUAAAAAAGGAAGAAAGGAAGAUAUAAAGAAAGAGAGAAACAGAAAGACUGAAAGAGAGAAAAAAGAAAGCAGACGAGUAAGCAAGCAUGCCAUUUCGGGCCUUGCUUGGAUUUUUUUUAUGAGAGUGUAUGUGCGUCUGUGCUUGUGCAUGUGAAGACAGGACCAUGCUGCAUGUUGAAAGUGCACCGUUGAAGGCGCAUGCUUGAAGGCCUAUGUUGUGUGUGGCGCAUGGCCUCUCGGUAAGUGUAUGUGCGGGGUAAGCUCACCUAAGCUCUUUUUAAUUGCUUGGUAUAGCCGACCAGGAGAAGAGGAUCAAGCUGAUUAAAACGAAGUAGAAAAGGCAGAAUCAAAUUUGGCCUCGGCAGCGUUGCAGGGCAUCUGCAUAGUUGCAUGGCCCUUCAAUUUCUUGGGCUUUUCUCGCGGUGUUUUUGGGUGGCAUGGGCGGCGCUCCCGUCAGACUAAAUAGGUGUUGUUAUUGAUUUAGUGCAGAGCGCCACGUGCAAAGGUCUUGCAGAU